This is a messenger RNA of Paramisgurnus dabryanus, 2994 nucleotides long. The record is from RefSeq and is a predicted model, not a curated record. Lineage: Eukaryota; Metazoa; Chordata; Actinopteri; Cypriniformes; Cobitidae.
AUGUGGACUCAACCUUUAACUGAAUAUCUGAUUGAAAUUGAGAUAAAUACCCUGAAUCCUGCCAUCAUUGAUCAGCUGAGGAGCAUUCUGAUGUCUUUCAAUUUACCCUACACACUCACUGACAACACAAACAUUACAGAAAUCAACAUAACUACUGUCUGUUCUUUGAAUGAAGUGGGAUAUCAGUGUAAAUGUGAGGGUCUGUUUGUUUGGCCAAUUGACACGUGUCAUUCAUAUGAGACCUGUGAUAACAUCACUGAUGGUGUGUGUACAUGUAUCAAUGCUCUUCCAAACAAUGGACAGUUCUGCCAGUUAAAGAAAGGUCCGACUUCAAACUACAUGAUUGAUGUUGAUGUGAGAUUCUUUGAUUCGUCUCUUGUGAACUUCUUACGAAAUCUGAUCACAAAUAUCAACCUUCCUCUCGCUCUGAGCAACAACAUUAAUGUCACAGAUAUCGACAUGACUACUGUGUGUGGAUUAAAGGGUACAGAAUAUGAGUGUAAGUGUGAGGAGCAUCAUGUCUGGUCCAAUGACACCUGUGACGUCUAUCAGGUGUGUGAUGGGAUUGUGGGAGGAACUUGUGGAUGUAUUCAAGGUCUUCCUUCAGAGGGUCAACUUUGCCAGAGAGACAUAAAUGAAUGUAAAGAUGCACAGUCAGUGUGUGGUCAAAACUCAGAUUGUAUUAACACCAUUGGGAGUCACAUUUGUUCAUGCUGGAGUGGAUUUGCUCCCUUGUAUAAAGACAUUCCUGUGAGCCUCUCCAACUUAUGUGUCCGGACUCAACCUUUAACUGAAUAUCUGAUAGAAAUUGAGAUAAAUACCCUGAAUCCUGCCAUCAUUGAUCAGCUGAGGAUCCUUCUGAUGUCUUUCAAUUUACCCUACACACUCACUGACAACACAAACAUUACAGAAAUCAACAUAACUACUGUCUGUUCUUUGAAUGAAAUGGGAUAUCAGUGUAAAUGUGAGGGUCUGUUUGUUUGGCCAAUUGACACGUGUCAUUCAUAUGAGACCUGUGAUAACAUCACUGAUGGUGUGUGUACAUGUAUCAAUGCUCUUCCAAACAAUGGACAGUUCUGCCAGUUAAAGAAAGGACCGACUUCAAACUACAUGAUUGAUGUUGAUGUGAGAUUCUUUGAUUCGUCUCUUGUGAACUUCUUACGAAAUCUGAUCACAAAUAUCAACUUUCCUCUCACUCUGAGUAACAACAUAAAUGUCACAGAUAUCGACAUGACUACUGUGUGUGGAUUAAAUGGCACAGAAUAUGAGUGUAAGUGUGAGGAGCAUCAUGUCUGGUCCAAUGACACCUGUGAGGUCUAUCAGGUGUGUGAUGGGAUUGUGGGAGGAACUUGUGGAUGUAUUCAAGGUCUUCCUUCAGAGGGUCAACUUUGCCAGAGAGACAUAAAUGAAUGUGAAAAUGCACAGUCAGUGUGUGGUCAAAAUUCAGAUUGUAUUAACACCAUUGGGAGUCACAUUUGUUCAUGCUGGAGUGGAUUUGCUCCCUUGUAUAAAGACAUUCCUGUGAGCCUCAACAACUCAUGUGUCCGGACUCAACCUUUAACUGAAUAUCUGAUUGAAAUUGAGAUAAAUACCCUGAAUCCUGCCAUCAUUGAUCAGCUGAGGAGGCUUCUGAUGUCUUUCAAUUUACCCUACACACUCACUGACAACACAAACAUUACAGAAAUCAACAUAACUACUGUCUGUUCUUUGAAUGAAGUGGGAUAUCAGUGUAAAUGUGAGGGUCUGUUUGUUUGGCCAAUUGACACGUGUCAUUCAUAUGAGACCUGUGAUAACAUCACUGAUGGUGUGUGUACAUGUAUCAAUGCUCUUCCAAACAAUGGACAAUUCUGCCAGUUAAAGAAAGGGCCGACUUCAAACUACAUGAUUGAUGUUGAUGUGAGAUUCUUUGAUUCGUCUCUUGUGAACUACUUACGAAAUCUGAUCACAAAUAUCAACCUUCCUCUCGCUCUGAGCAACAACAUAAAUGUCACAGAUAUCGACAUGACUACUGUGUGUGGAUUAAAUGACACAGAAUAUGAGUGUAAGUGUGAGGAUCAUCAUGUCUGGUCCAAUGACACCUGUGAGGUCUAUCAGGUGUGUGAUGGGAUUGUGGGAGGAACUUGUGGAUGUAUUCAAGGUCUCCCUUCAGAGGGUCAACUUUGCCAGAGAGACAUAAAUGAAUGUGAAGAUGCACAGUCAGUGUGUGGUCAAAACUCAGAUUGUAUUAACACCAUUGGGAGUCACAUUUGUUCAUGCUGGAGUGGAUUUGCUCCCUUGUAUAAAGACAUUCCUGUGAGCCUCAACAACUCAUGUGUCCGGACUCAACCUUUAACUGAAUAUCUGAUUGAAAUUGAGAUAAAUACCCUGAAUCCUGCCAUCAUUGAUCAGCUGAGGAGCCUUCUGAUGUCUUUCAAUUUACCCUACACACUCACUGACAACACAAACAUUACAGAAAUCAACAUAACUACUGUCUGUUCUUUGAAUGAAAUGGGAUAUCAGUGUAAAUGUGAGGGUCUGUUUGUUUGGCCAAUUGACACGUGUCAUUCAUAUGAGACCUGUGAUAACAUCACUGAUGGUGUGUGUACAUGUAUCAAUGCUCUUCCAAACAAUGGACAGUUCUGCCAGUUAAAGAAAGGUCCGACUUCAAACUACAUGAUUGAUGUUGAUGUGAGAUUCUUUGACUCGUCUCUUGUGAACUACUUACGACAUCUGAUCACAAAUAUCAACUUUCCUCUCGCUCUGAGUAACAACAUAAAUGUCACAGAUAUCGACAUGACUACUGUGUGUGGAUUAAAUGGCACAGAAUAUGAGUGUAAGUGUGAGGAUCAUCAUGUCUGGUCCAAUGACACCUGUGAGGUCUAUCAGGUGUGUGAUGGGAUUGUGGGAGGAACUUGUGGAUGUAUUCAAGGUCUCCCUUCAGAGGGUCAGCUUUGCCAGAGAGGUAAGAAAUUACAAUUAAACACAAAUGACCUGAACGUAACUGUUAUUAAGUGA